CAAAAGCCAUUGCAAGAAAUUAAAGCAGCAACCAAACAACAACAACGUACCAGAAAAAAGGCGAAAAGAAAAUUCUCUCAACUAUAGUAAUGGCUGGCUUAUCAUCGAUGACGAGAAGCGCGGCGUUCUGCCUCUCUCGGGCUUUCCCGAGAAACCAACCGUCUGCAAACUCCGGCCUCUUCCUCCGCCGCCGCGUCUCCUUCUCCUCCGCCGCCUCCAAAUCCAAUACUUACAACGAGGGCUGGAACGCGGCGGACCAUGACAAGAACCGGGACAAGGCUGAGAAGGCCAAGGACCGGGCCGACGACCUGACCGGGAAGGCCAAGGACCGGGCCGAGGAAAUGAAGGGCAGCGCCAAGGACUACGCCCGCGACACCAAGGAGACCGCGAAGGAGGCGUCUCGCGCAGCGGCCGAGAAGGCGAAGGAAGGCGCGUACAAGGCGGGCGAGGCGGCGGAAGGCACGAAGGAGCGGGCGAAGGAGUACGCUUACGAGGCGAAGGAGAAGGCGAAGGAAGGCGCCAACAAGGCCGCGGAGGCGGCUGAGGGAACGAAGGAGCGGGCGAAGGACUACGCCUACGAGGCCAAGGAGCGGGCGAAGGAAGGCGGGGAGAGGGCGAAGGAGACGGCGUACGAGGCGAAGGAGCGUGCGAAGGGGACAGCGGAGAGCGUCGGGGAGAAGGCGAAGGAGACGGUGAAGGGGGUGUGGGAGGCGGCGAAGGACACGACGAACAAGAUCAAGGAGACGGUGGUCGGGAAGGGGGAUGAUGAGGAUGGUGAUUUGAAGAGGAGUAGUGAGGAUGAUAAGAGAGGGUGGAAGACUAUGGACGGUGACGUGGUGGACAUGAGGAGGCGGGCCGGCGGCGAGGCCAAGAACAAUAGGGAUUUCUGAUGGGCUUGGCCGUUUGAAUGUUGUGGUUUUGGGUUUCAAGGGUUUGGAUGGGCUUUUUGGGAGGGGGAUUUGAAUAACAUGGUGAGUGGUUGGGUAAAUGUUAGUGGCGGUUUGCCGGGCCACACCCUUCAAUAAUGUGUAAUGGUUUGGGCAAACGGAAGAUGGAGAAGUCUUGUUAUUUUGCUUAUUUCAUGAGAUCUUCAAUCAAGUGUUUGUAUCUUGUUUUACUGCGUAGUGC
This is a messenger RNA of Linum tenue, 1128 nucleotides long. NCBI's taxonomy places the organism in Eukaryota, Viridiplantae, Streptophyta, Magnoliopsida, Malpighiales, Linaceae. The record is from the annotation of a GenBank genome assembly.